Messenger RNA from Parastagonospora nodorum SN15, 2682 nucleotides. RefSeq lists its product as hypothetical. Lineage: Eukaryota; Fungi; Ascomycota; Dothideomycetes; Pleosporales; Phaeosphaeriaceae. The record is from RefSeq and is a predicted model, not a curated record. The transcript is spliced from 4 exons. The coding region runs from base 1 to 2682 and encodes 893 amino acids. Gene Ontology annotation, molecular function: 5-oxoprolinase (ATP-hydrolyzing) activity. Gene Ontology annotation, biological process: glutathione metabolic process. Gene Ontology annotation, cellular component: cytosol.
AUGUCUCUAUACCGCAUCGGCGUUGACGUUGGCGGCACUAACACAGAUGCGGCAAUCUUAGACCUUAGAGCCUUGAAUGACCAUGGUCGUGGCGUGCUUGCUUCCCACAAGGCUUCGACCACAAGAGAUAUCACCAGCGGCGUCGAAUCCGCAAUCCGAGUUGUUCUCCAAGAUUCAAAAGUCGAGCAGAAUCGCGUAUUAAGCGUCACCAUUGGAACCACGCACUUCAUCAACGCCCUCGUCGAGGCCGAUGCGAGGAGCAUCCUAGAUGGAGGAGUGUACUAUCUUGACGGAGGUCUUGAAAUCGACGGCCGAGAAAUCGCGCCCUUGAACCCUGCGCAGGUUCGAACAGCCGCUCGAGACAUUCUCGCAUCCGGCAUAAAAGUCGUUGCAUUAAUUGGUGUCUUUUCCCCACUUGAUCAUGGAGGUUUACACGAGGAAGAAUGCAAGAAGAUCUUCUACACAGAAGCUCCGGAGUUGCAGGUGACCUGCUCUCAUGAUAUUGGACCCACUGGAUUUCUGGAGCGAGAAAAUGCAACGAUUCUUAAUACCGCUAUCCUUCGAACUAGUCGCCGGGUCAAGCGAGGUUUCAAGCGCGCCAUGGCGCGUCUUCAUCUCUCGUGUCCCCUCUAUCUAUCACAAAAUGAUGGCACUCUACUCGAUGCAGACUCUGCGGCGGACUUUCCCGUCAAGACAUUCGCAAGUGGACCAACAAACAGCAUGACAGGUGCUGCUUUCCUUGCCGGGCUGGAUUGUAAUACGCGUGCAGCUGCAGAUGACUCGAUCGAACCUCAAAUCAUCGUUGUCGACAUUGGAGGAACAACUACUGAUGUUUGCGCCCUGUCGCCAUCUGGCUUCCCCCGGCAAGCUCCUGGGUUCGUUGAAGUUGCUGGCGUUCGAACUGCCUUCUCUAUGCCGGAAGUGGUGUCCAUCGGCUUGGGUGGCGGCAGCAAAGUCUAUGUCGAUCGUCAAAGCGAGAUAGUUACAAUCGGCCCUGCUUCAGUUGGUCAUCACAUCAGGCAGGAGGCCAAAGUUUUUGGUGGCCAAACCCUAACGUCAAGUGACAUUGUCGUUGCCUUAGGGAAGGCGCGUCUAGGAGAUGCUGCUCUAGUCAAAGACGUCCUAAGCCCGGAUCUCCUGGAGAGUGCCCGCAAGCAGUUGAAAAGAAUGCUCGAGGGCAUCAUUGAGCAAAUGAAGGUCUCGGAUGCCCCUGUACAUGUCUUGCUCGUGGGAGGUGGCGCCUUGCUUGUCACCGAGAAUCUUGAUGGGGUAGACAAAUGCGUUCAGCCCAUCCACCAAGGUGCGGCUAAUGCGGUGGGCGCAGCCAUUGCUAAGAUCUCCGGCGAGGUUGAUGUGGUCGAGAUCCCUGGGGGCCGAUCGGAAAAGGAAAUUAUUGAAUCAGUCUGUGAAAAGGCUGUUGGCCUGGCUGUCCAGCGAGGCGCUUCACGGGAAGACGUGCAAAUUGUUGAAGUCAACAAGAUGCCUUUGCAAUAUAUGCCUAAUGGUGCCGUACGCAUCCAGAUCCGAGCAACUGGACCCCUUGCCACCCCCAAUGAUUUCACUCCGCUUCCUUCGCCGCCCCUAUCUUGCGAGGACGAGUUUGAGGUAGAAGAGGGCGAGAAAGUUGGUGUUCCCAGUGCCCUCGAUCCUACAUACAAGCCAGUCCUACACGUAGACCUUGAUGCAUACCGACCACAAGUCCAGCAAGGUAUCUGGUACGUAUCAGAAGUUGACCUAGAAUUGAUCGCAACUGGGUGCGGUGUACUCGGGACUGAAGGUGGUGGCCCGACCCAUCACGAGUAUCUCAAAAGCUUGCAUGCGCUACGAACUGGCGGUGACAAGAAGAUGAGAAUCAUUUCUCCAGAAUCGCUGAACGAUGACGAUAUUCUCUGCUUCGGUUCAUGGUAUGGUAGUUCGAGUGUGAUCAAUGAGCGUAUUGCUGGUGGAAACGAGAUCGCGGCUGGAAUUAACGCCGUCAACAAGGUCGUUGGUAACGAGUCGUUUGACGGCCUAUUCAUUGACGAGAUUGGAGGCGGAAAUGGUCUGAGUGCCUUUCCCACUGGCGUUCACUUCGAUGUACCCAUCGUGGAUGGCGAUGCUAUGGGAAGAGCGUUUCCCACCAUGUACCAUGGCAAGUCACGCACACAGGUCAUCUAUUUCAGACUAAUGAUGAUCUUCUCUAGCCACUUUCAGCGUUUCAACAUUUGUGCUGGAAAGCUUCUGUACUCUGGAAAGGUGAUUGACGUCCGUCGACACGUCGGUGGUGGCUAUACCAUGGGUUCCGUAACCAUUGCUCCCUUCAGCGACUCCGAACGUGAUUCGACGGCCGUCCCAACCCAGUCAUAUAUCUCCAAUGAUAGGUUUAUGAUCAUUCCCUUCCAAAAUGAGUACUUAUACGCCGCUCUGAGGGACUCCGAGGGAUCUGAAGAGUCACAGGAGAUUAUAUGUACUGUUCCCGAUCUCAUUUCGAUUUUGGGCCAGGAUGGCGAGGGAAUCGGGUCCCAGGACCUUCGAUACGGACUCCGUGUCAAUGUAAUCGCGCUGCCAGCGCAUCCGCUCUGGAAGACUGAACAGGGCAUUAAAGUUGGAGGCCCGGAGGGUUUUGGGCUGAAUGUCCCAGUUCUCAGCAUCGAUAACCAAUUUACAGAGGCACAGAGUGUCAUUAAGGACUUUGGGAAGUAG